Suricata suricatta (meerkat) is the source of this 2140-nucleotide messenger RNA. RefSeq names its product MGAT4 family member C (gene MGAT4C). The transcript is spliced from 4 exons. The record is from RefSeq and is a predicted model, not a curated record. Gene Ontology annotation, molecular function: acetylglucosaminyltransferase activity. NCBI's taxonomy places the organism in Eukaryota, Metazoa, Chordata, Mammalia, Carnivora, Herpestidae. Bases 22 to 1458 code for a protein of 478 amino acids. Gene Ontology annotation, biological process: protein N-linked glycosylation.
AAGAGAGACGGAAAGGAUAGAAUGCUUACAUUUUAUCAAAUGAAGCAUAUUUUUGAAAUACUGGAUAAAAUGAGAUGCCUGCGAAAACGUUCCACAGUAUCAUUCUUGGGAGUUCUUGUUAUUUUCCUUCUCUUUAUGAACUUGUACAUUGAAGACAGCUAUGUUCUGGAAGGAGACAAACAACUUAUAAGGGAAACAUCCACACAUCAACUGAAUUCGGAACGCUAUGUGCAUACUUUCAAAGAUUUAUCUAAUUUCUCAGGAGCCAUCAAUGUCACUUAUCGCUACUUAGCUGCCACACCUUUACAAAGAAAGCGGUUUCUUACAAUUGGACUUUCAUCAGUGAAAAGAAAAAAAGGAAACUAUUUACUUGAGACAAUCAAGUCCAUUUUUGAGCAGUCCAGCUAUGAAGAGCUGAAGGAAAUUUCAGUGGUGGUUCAUCUAGCAGACUUUAAUUCAUCCUGGCGUGAGGUCAUAGUCCAGGAUAUUACACAGAAAUUUGCCCACCAUAUUAUUGCAGGAAGAUUAAUAGUUAUACAUGCUCCAGAGGAAUAUUACCCAAUCCUGGACGGCCUUAAAAGAAAUUACAAUGAUCCAGAAGACAGAGUCAGAUUUCGGUCCAAGCAAAAUGUAGACUAUGCUUUUCUGCUUAAUUUUUGUGCCAAUACUUCAGACUAUUAUGUAAUGCUUGAAGAUGAUGUUCGAUGUUCAAAAAAUUUCUUAACUGCCAUCAAGAAAGUCAUUACAUCCCUAGAAGGAACCUACUGGGUAACUCUUGAGUUCUCUAAGCUUGGCUACAUUGGAAAACUGUAUCAUUCUCAUGAUCUCCCACGUUUGGCACACUUUUUAUUAAUGUUUUAUCAAGAGAUGCCUUGUGAUUGGCUAUUGACUCAUUUUCGGGGUCUUUUAGCUCAGAAAAAUGUGAUCCGUUUUAAACCGUCUCUCUUUCAGCACAUGGGUUAUUAUUCAUCAUAUAAAGGGACUGAGAAUAAGCUGAAGGAUGAUGAUUUUGAAGAAGAGUCAUUUGACAUCCCUGAUAACCCUCCUGCAAAUCUAUAUACCAACAUGAAUGUUUUUGAAAAUUAUGAAGCAAGCAAGGCUUAUAGUAGUGUUGAUGAGUACUUUUGGGGGAAGCCACCUUCAGCAGGAGACGUCUUUGUGAUUAUAUUUGAAAAUCCAAUUUUAAUUAAAAAAAUUAAAGUGAGUACUGGAACAGAAGAUCGGCAAAAUGACAUUUUGCAUCAUGGAGCCCUCGAUGUUGGGGAAAAUGUUAUAGAUUUCAAGCAAAGUAGACAAUGUGUUACUUACUUAAGACUAGGGGAAUUCAAAAAUGGAAACUUUGAAAUCUCAGAAGUGAAUCAAAAAAUUCCAUUUGAUAUACAUUGUAUAAGAAUAUAUGUUACCCAAACACAAAAGGAAUGGCUGAUUAUUAGGAGUAUUAGCAUUUGGACUUUUUAGCCAACUAAAUCAAAAUGUCCAGUUACUAAAGCAGGCUUUCCUGUUUCCUUUUUUGCUACCUUCCUCUUUUGCUACUUUAGUCCUUUGGAGGGAAAGCAAUGGAUGGGACAUUUUAAAAAGAAAAGUCGAAUCAUUUUUACAGUUUGAUUUACAUACUGUCAACAUAAUUUUACUCUAAUACACACUUGAGUUUAUUUUAACUUCUAAAGUUGAGUAUCAGUCCAUUGUUAAUUUCAUUUAUAUUUUCAAUGUUACUGUGUUUGUUCCAAAAUUUCAACUAAAUGUCAAAAAUGUGACAAGAAGGAUUUAAAAUGAGAAAAUUUUGUGUUCUGGAUGGUGAGUCUUAAAAAAAAUAGUUGUCAACUGUAUGCACUUCCUCAAGAAUUGAUAAUUCAUUGUAUCAUCAGAUAGUUCUUAUUAAGGAUCUGUGUGAAUAUGCAGGUGGUUAGAUGAUAAUCUUUUUCUUGUAAACAUAGAUUUUCAUAGACUUCUGUACAUCUACAGUGAAUACCUCCUCAUGGAAGUGAUGUCUUUACAGCAAAGUUUUAUGUGUAGGUGGGGUUAUGGAAAGAGAAAAAUGGCUUAAAAUAUUUCUCCCCUGAUUAUUUAUAUAAAAAGGGGCAUUGUUCAUUGUAUAAACACAAUUGAGCACCUAUUGUUAAUAAAUUUUCUGUGGGAAGCA